Molecule: messenger RNA, 1236 nt
Organism: Phytomonas sp. Hart1
Lineage: Eukaryota; Euglenozoa; Kinetoplastea; Trypanosomatida; Trypanosomatidae
Source: the annotation of a GenBank genome assembly
AUGGAGUCUCCACUUAAUCCAGCUAUUCCUAGAUUCUUCUUUAAUGCAUUCCUGGGAGGUCUAUCAAUUGCCUCUAUUUAUUCAGUCUACCAUCAGAUGAAGGACAUGCAAUCCUGCAUGCACGAUAUCUUUAAGAGACUGGACAUCGCAAAGAAGGAGGAGGAAAAAGUGACCAUCCUGCAUGAAAUCCUAAGCCGCUUGCAGUCCGACGCCAUUAAGAAGGAGUUUUCUUCCCGUCUUUCAUCAUCCAAGCACGGCAGUUCACUUGUGAGGUUGGUGAAGCUCGCCAAAGAUGAGUCCAACACGGAGUCAGUGAGUAUUUCACUCAAGGUGAUGGUACGUGUAUUCGGCUCCGACGCGGACGGUCGUGCGGUAUUAAAUAGGCUUGACGCCUACAAAGUACUGCUCACCUCCCUCAGUGAGGCUCAUCGCCAGGGAAAUCAGGAUCUCAUGGAGGAGAUCGCGGACACCCUGAAGAACCUCACGCAGGUGGACGACGCGAUGGUGGUACUCGAUACGGACGUCCCUAAGGGCUCUGAAGGGGCAUACACCCUGGCUAAGAUGCCAGCCACCGUGAAGAUGCUCCGAAUUAUCGAUCCGGAUAGCCCCAUUCUCUUUCUCAGCGCCCUCACUGGUAUUUUCGCAAACGUCUGCACCCUCAGCCUUGGUGCGAUUAAUAUGGGGAAGGGAACCGAUGGCUACAGCGGUAUUUCUUUCUUCUUCCGCCUGCUUGAUCACAAAAAUCAUAGUAUCAUCGACAACUGCAUCAGGGUCAUUUGCUAUAUGGCACGUGCAAAAGUGGGGCUACUGGAAAUUUCGACAAAGGAAAACAUUGAGCGCCUUGCGACUAAUUUUCAUCUAAACAUGGAAUCUGCGAUCAGCAACCAUAUUCUUACCAUUAUUCUCACCAUGGCUGGUACUGAAGAGAGCAGAGAGUUGUUCUUGACGCAUUUCAUCUCUAGUUCUAUUCCACAGCGGCUUUUUGAGAUUUGGACGCGGUCGCCCGAAAAGUCUUUGCGAAGUCGAUCUGAGGUUUUGUGCCGUUUGCUUACUCGUAUUCCGCAGAGUGCGUCUAAAAUGUCGUCGUUGUUUGACCGUUAUCGUGUUGAGAUUGCGGAUCGGCGCCAUAAAGACGAACAAGAGUUCCAACAGCAGAUGCAGCAAAUGCAGCAAAGUCAGUUUAUGCAGCGAAUGAUGAUGGAGCAGAUGGGCAUGGAUCCCCUUUCAAUGGGUUAA